Apis dorsata (giant honeybee) is the source of this 468-nucleotide messenger RNA. RefSeq lists its product as uncharacterized. Gene Ontology annotation, molecular function: odorant binding. The transcript is spliced from 5 exons. Lineage: Eukaryota; Metazoa; Arthropoda; Insecta; Hymenoptera; Apidae. Gene Ontology annotation, biological process: sensory perception of smell. The coding region runs from base 48 to 455 and encodes 135 amino acids. The record is from RefSeq and is a predicted model, not a curated record.
AAAUAUUCGAAUCUUGUUUAUUUAAAAUCGAUAUAUCUAAAAGAAAAAUGAAAACGAUUGUGAUUAUUUCUGCUAUUUGCGUUUGCGUUGCUGCAAUGACAGAUGAGGAAUUAAAAACUGGAUUACGUACUCUACAGCCAAUUUGCAUGGCAGAAAGUGGCGCUAGUCAACAAAUAAUAGAUGAUGUUAAUGAUGGCAAGAUCAAUAUAGAUGACGAAAAUGUUUUAUUAUUCGUUGAAUGUACGAUGAAAAAAUUUAAUAUUGUUGACGAGAAUGGAAAUUUUAAGGAAAAAGAUACCAGAGAUGUUGUAGGAGCAGUUUUAAAUGAGGAUGAAGUUAAUCAAUUAAUCACCGAAUGUUCACCUAUCUCUGAUACCAAUGUACGUGUAAAAAUUAGUAAGAUAUUACAGUGUUUUGCGAAAUAUAAAACAAUAAAUGCUGUACUAAAUUCCUAAAUAUUCAACUUUC